Messenger RNA from Myotis brandtii (Brandt's bat), 808 nucleotides. It is a transcript of the gene VOPP1, whose product is annotated as vesicular, overexpressed in cancer, prosurvival protein 1. The transcript has 5 exons. The record is from RefSeq and is a predicted model, not a curated record. Lineage: Eukaryota; Metazoa; Chordata; Mammalia; Chiroptera; Vespertilionidae. Gene Ontology annotation, cellular component: cytoplasmic vesicle membrane. The coding region runs from base 24 to 725 and encodes 233 amino acids.
GACACAAAUAGCUGGUAUACCAGAUGUACCUCGUUUCUCACAGCCUCCGGCGUGCAACACAGACGUCGGGAGGGAGUUCACGAGACACCAUCAGCUCGCGUGUCUCGUUAACUCCCGGAGUGCUUCCAAGCUUAAUUUAUUUUAGGGAGAGUGACAGUUAUAAUUAUGUUGUCAAGCCUUUGUCAUUCUCACGGAGCGACAACGUGGAAACCCAGACGGAAAGCCCCGCCCUGGCUUUGCCACGGGGCCGGGCUGGACCCGAGCCUGCCUUUCCCAGAGCAGGUGAGCUCCGACUGCGUCUCCGGAGCCUGUCUUGUCGCCAUGGCGCCCCGUCGCUGCCUGGGUUAGCACCAGCUCAGGCCGAGGCCUCUGGGGAGAACCGGCUCCCGGCCGCCGCCUCUCCUUGCACGGAGGCCAAAAAGCACUGCUGGUAUUUCGAAGGACUCUACCCGACAUAUUACAUAUGCCGCCCCUACGAGGACUGCUGCGGGUCCCGGUGCUGCGUGCGGGCGCUCUCCAUCCAGCGGCUGUGGUACUUCUGGUUCCUCCUCAUGAUGGGCGUCCUCUUCUGCUGCGGAGCCGGCUUCUUCAUCCGGAGGCGCAUGUACCCGCCGCCGCUGAUCGAGGAGCCCGCCUUCAACGUGUCCUACUCCAGGCAGCCCCCGAACCCGGCGCCAGGUGCCCAGCCGCCCGAUGGCAUCCCCCGAGGCGGCCUCCCUGUCUGAGCUGGGCUCACCUGUGCCAGGUGGUCCCCUCCCUGAUCAAAUGUUCCCCGGCCGGUGGGAAUGGCGGCCGUACUUCUGACUUG